Molecule: messenger RNA, 6765 nt
Organism: Bemisia tabaci
Lineage: Eukaryota; Metazoa; Arthropoda; Insecta; Hemiptera; Aleyrodidae
Biological process (GO): negative regulation of transcription by RNA polymerase II
Cellular component (GO): PRC1 complex; chromatin
Molecular function (GO): chromatin binding
Source: RefSeq, a predicted model, not a curated record
CUCUUCAAUGGGCGAUCGCAUCGUCGUUGUCGCUGCACUUUUUAUCGGUGCCUGUUGUUUACAAUUUUCACGCUAUCAACCGUACUGCAUUUUCCUCUCGAAGCGUCGAAGUUUCCGUGCUUACAACUUGUGAAUUUUCCAAUUUCUGUGUGAAUUAACGUUCCUCUAGAGUGUAUAAACUAUGUGAAGUGAUUUUAUUCCGGAUUGCAAUCAAGUGGACUCGCUCUGAAGUUGACUCGAAAAAUGGGUGACAGGGUUUACGCGGUCGAAAAAAUCCUGAAGAAAAGGACGAGAAAAGGCAAACAAGAAUAUUUUGUCAAAUGGAAAGGAUGGGGAAACAAGCACAGUACUUGGGAACCAGAAGAAAAUAUUUUGGACGCCAGGCUAAUUGAUGCUUUUGAAGCAAGGGAAGCUGGCGAGCCUCUGAGGCGAGGAAGGAAAAAAGAGCCUCGAGAGACUCGAUUUCAUGUAAGAGGCUCUUAUCAUGAAUCACCAAAAGAUCAGGAUGAAGAAGAUGAUCGAAAUGAUGUAAAUAACAAAGCACAGAAUGAGCGAGUAUCUGUUGAUACAGAAAAUGAUUCAGAAGAUGAAGACACUCGCUCUCAGGCGGAUGUAGAGAGGGUAACGUCACCAACCACAACUGAAGGUUAUGGAGAAAGGGAUGAGGAUGAAAGCAGUGAUGAUGGAGACGAGAGGGACAAAAGGCCAGUCGUAACAGGAACAAAACGCAAAGCGGAAGUACUGUCCAAAGAAUCAGGCAAAAUCGGUGUCACGAUCACUACUAGUCCUCCCAAUUCGCAAGCAAAAAUCCCAAAACUACAGUCGAGUAUCGCUAAAACUGUGUCAUCGUCACAUCCAACCUCUGCAAAUGUGCAGGGGAAAAUUGACGGCCGAAGGCCAUCAGCUGGAUCGAGUCCUAAGAGUAGCAUGUCUCCAAGAGAUACAAAUGAAGGUUCCACCUCUCCGCACCCGAACGCUAAACAGUCGAUCGGGUCUCAGUCGCUUCCUACCAGUAUAAAGUCGCCGCCUCCAUCACCUGUUUCCGCGCGGUCAGAUAAACGAACUGAAGCCAUCCUAUCACCAGUUAAUUCUCAGCCUAUGCAGGCAAAUGGUGGAGCCACUGCUGCUACUCCAGUGGCUGCCCGAGCAGAAGAACCUCCGAAAACAGAAGACGACCCCGCAGUCUCUAAUAACAAUAAUAACAACAUUCUAGUCAAUGGCCACCAUAACAAAGAAGAAAAAGUGGAACCUGUGCGAGUGACGCACAUUCUCACAAACCCUGGUCCAGACUACUGGCGAUCCAAGAACCCAGUUGCGGACGAAGUUUUCAUCACGGACGUCACAGUCAAUUUGAGCACAGUCACCAUCAGAGAGUGUAAAACUCAGAAAGGCUUCUUCAGGCAGAGAGAUGAUAAAUUCAAUAACACCGCGUCUAAUGACAUCAAAUAAGUGACUUCCCACAAGUGUAUUGUUCUUAUUCCCCCUGUAACCAAUGAGAUGAACCUCUUCAGUAAGGUCGAUGGAAUUUCAGCAUAGCUUUCAGAGAGUUAUCAGCUGCGUUCUUCAGUGGAUUCUCGACAGAAUACCUAAAUCUCAAUGAGAUGUUAAAUUAUUUUUUAUACCUUCAAGGGAAGGCAGGUCUCAAAACGCUUUUAUUAUAAGUGUUAAGUCUCACCAGGAAAGCAAAGGUGAGUCAAUUAGGUUAGGUUAGUGUUUACUGGUUAGGUUAACCAUGAACGGUUGAAUCAAAGACUUAACCAUCCAAAUGUUGUCAUAAAAAUGAUGCAACUUACGAACUGUAAUUUUAAUUAUUGCAAUGAAUUUUUAAUUACUUUUCCACUCAGACCUGUCGUGAGGAUAAAUUUCCACUCAGGCAAGAAUCUAUGAGGCUAUCUAUAAGGCUUCGUGAUUGUACGAUGUAUUUCAAGCACAUUGAAUUUGAGUUUGUUUAUAUUUUGCAAAACCCCACAAGAUCCAAAUAUCUUCUGAGUGUUUCUACUGUGUAGAAUUUGUAAAUAUAAUCAGCCGAAGCUUACAAAGCUCUGAAUUUUGCAUUGAUCCAAACCUGCUAAUGGAUACGGAUUAGAAAGAAAUCAUAUUUCUUAAUUGCUUGCAAUAAGUUUUCGUUUUUAUGAGUGAUUAGCUGUGUGUUUUGCAUUCUUAUGGGGCAUUUUUGCUGUUCUUUUACUUAUUUUUUGUUCAUUUACUCAUUUCACAAAAAUAUUUGUCAAUAUCUGGGACUUCUGGUUAAAUGAUUGCUUUAAUUUUACCAAAUUUGAAUUAGGCAUAAAGAGCAGAAAAAAGUCCUGUUAUUUCAUUGAGUUGAAAAGGCUAUGUUGCUCACCGUUAGUCAACCAAAGAAUUGAUGAAACCUUCGUUAUUCAGAAAUAGUUUGCUGCCAGUUUUAGACUGUAGUAUAUAACAAACCAAUCAAAUUUGGUCUAACUGUAACAAGUGUUUUGAUGAACAGCUUUAGUGCAGGGUUUCCACAAUCGAAGAAACAAUGUCGGGGAAUAUGACGAAAGUGUCAAUAGUUAAAUCCCCUUUUAUUUGCUUUCUAGGUAGUGUUUCAUGUUGCCAACAACGAGAGUCCUGUGUUUGGUUUAAGAAGUGGCACUUUUAACCAGCUUGUUUAUUUUAAAAAUAUCAGCGAAUUUCAUUUUCUAAUUUUUGUGGAAACCCUGUUUAAUGCCAUCUGGAAAUUCUUUGAGAAAAGACAGGCAAGGAGAAAAAAGGUAAUUUUUAGGUUUGAAAGUUAGACUUUCAAUGUUCGUAACAAAUUGCUUUGAAUUUUCUUGGAUUGAUGUUGUAUCGAAAAGGAUAAAUGUUAUUUAAUAAUUAGGAAUCCUAAUGAGCCGCAAGUUGACAAGAAGUAUUUAUUAUCAUUGUGUUUUUAUGUGCCUUCAAUUCUUUUGCUAUCAUGCAAUUCGGAUCCAUACUGCUUCCAAAUUGUUUUAAAAAAAAAUUGUGUUGUUUUUUUACCGUAAAUUUUCUUCAAAAUUUUGAUCUCACUGUCUAAGUUUGACUUUCUGGUUCAAAUUUUACAUGGAAGAUAAGGUCUUUUUCUUAGAAGGUUAGACACAAAUGUCUAUCUUUCCCAUAUUCUCUCAACAGAAUUACCAAAAAGUUUUAAAAGAGGAAUAAUUUCUCUCUAAAACACACUCUUAUGAUUGUUUUUAAAUUAUUAUAACAAUGACUGAUGUCGAUAAAUCUGUUUCUCAAAUUGCAAAGUUGUAGAUCUCUGCUCAUGUUUAAUUUUUUUAAAGGAAAACCAACCACCAGUUUCUGUCAAAAGUUUCAUUUUUCUUCACUUUUACUAGAAAAAUCACUCAAAAUUGAAGGGAAAAAUUUUAAUAAGUUUUUCUCGAAAAAAAAAUAGAAGGUAAUCAGAGAUUUUUUUGUAUUAAAAUUACCGUCUCCAGCACGAGAGAACUUAUCUUUGCUGUUUCAGUAUUUCUACAAACAUUUUAUUUUUUCAUGGGAGAACUGUGACAAGAAUUAAUCCAAAAAGUACGGAGUCAAUUCUAACUAGGGUUAAAAAAACUCACUAAAAAUUUUAGGAAAAUUUAUGUGACCGUUUUCCUGCAAACAAAUAAAAUGUAAGUAAAAAAUACUGAAACGGUGCAAUCAAGAUACAACCCUUAGUGCAGGAGACGUAUUGAGAUUCACAUUUUAUGUAAUCAGCCAUUGAUAAAUUAUUUUACUAAAGCUUGUAUAUAGAUUACGACUGUAUCAGAAAAUCCUAGCUUUUCAGGGGCUCAUUCUUGGUUAAAAGAAUCAUUCACGAACGUUUUUGAUCUGUUAGUUGUUCCUUUUAUGAAGAGGUAUUCAUCUCAUUGGUAUGUACAUUUCCUGUAUCAUUGAUGUUAAAUAUUUAAAUAAGUAUUCACAAUCUGUAAAUUUUUACCCUCACCUCUGUUAUCAGUUUGCAAAGUUAUUUUCUUGCAAAAGCCAUCUUUAUGAGUAUACAUGUAAACAUUUAUUUAUUUAUUUUUUUUGUUCAUGAAAGGAAUUACUUGCUUAAAGAGUAGUUAGUUGUAUCUGUAAAAACAAAGAUUUUUAUACUAUACCUACCGUGUACGUAGUUAGGUCUCACCUUGUUUUAGUUCUAGUUAGUGUAUAGAUCUGUCCUUUACUUUUUUCAGACAUUGAAUGAUGAGCUGUCCAUAAAUAAAACAUAAAUUUAAGAACGAAUAGUUGUUAUCGUCCCAUCAAUGACGUUCUAUGAAAUGAAGAAUGUCAGAAAAAGUCUGGAAUUCUUUACUAGUUUGAUUAGCAAAUUUUGAAUAGUUGGGAGAAGGUCUCUCUUGCAGUUUUGGAGAGCAGUUUUGCGGAAGAUGAGGGUUGUAAAUCUUUUACAAGUAAUUUUUUUUAGAAAAGGGGUAGUAAAGAAUCUCUGUGUGAAACACUUGAUUUUACUAAACCUAAAUCUUCGGGGAAUAUGAGUGCAUAAGUAUGCAUUUCCAUGGGAAUUUUCUUUCAAAAUGUGUUGAUUUUCAUAGCAAAUGAUGGGGUGGUUAUAUUUUCCUUAUGAGUACCGUGAUGGGAGUCCUUUCUUUUUCUUUUUUUUUAUAAAAAAACAGGAAAAUGAAAUAAUGUAAAUCUGUAUUGUAUAAUUUAUGGAUAGCUCCGAAAACGUGAACCUGAAUUGAAUUUUGUAGGUUUGAAUCAAAGGAGAAAGGGUCUGCUCCGUUUUGUUUGACUUGCUUGAGUGAGGUCAGGAAUUUUACUACAAAGGCCCAACGGUAGGAAUGAUAAUUGGGUCAUGAUAAUUUCUGAACGGUUUUAGAUGGGCUUUUUCAAGUGCUGUUAUCAGCCGAAUCCAAAAUUAUGCCAAUGUAACUCCGAUCAAUGAUGGAAAUGCAAAAAGAAAGCAAAGACUGGUCUCUCGCAAUUUGGUUGCAGAUGUUCUCUUUGGUUUUCACUAAGUAAAAGACUUCCUGACGUCUAUUUCACUGUCUAUAUAAGGUGAAAUUGAAGGCGUCAAUGACUCUCCUAGCCUUGCUAUUAGCCGAAAAUGUAACCUUGGGUCAUUUUUUACUCUCUUUUUACGAUCCAUUGGCUAUGAAAGAGUAUCUUCUUUGUAACAUUUUUGGCAAGUAAUAGUCAACAGCAAUAAUACUUUUUGUAGUGUGUGAUAGACAAUAAAAUUGUCUUUUUUAAAAGGGAAAUUUCUUAAGAAUGUGAAGCUGGAGUAAUUACAAGAUUUACUGUCCGUCUGCUUUGCUUUAUCUUUUAGAAUGAUGAAAAUGAGGUUUUUUUCCAAGCCAUUGUGCUCCUUCAAUAGCUGUGGUAGUUGAUAAAUUCCCAAAAUUUCUUGUACAUUUUGCAAGUGAAUUUUUUUGAAACAAAUUUCAUGAAAUCUUCUAUCUUUGUAACUGCAGAGGUUGUUUAAUAAUUUCUGAAUGAAAUUUCCUAGGGUAUAUUCGUUCUCUUUCCAUCCUGACUAAUAUUUCAACAGAUUUUCCUGUGCAAAGUUGGAUUCUUGCAUGCCUCAGGGAUUUACAAUUACAGUACUUUUUUUUGUGUAAAAUUUUGCGAGAACUCGAUAUCGUGUUGGUUUUUUCUUACACGAACUCUCAAACUUAAAAAAAGCUUCCAAAGUUGAGGACUUACUGGAGGGGAUCUCCCAUGAUGCGCUAAGAGUCCACCUUUAACAUUCAGUUUAAUUCCCCAUGCGCAGAUAAGGAGGGAAUACAUUAGCAGGGUUGCCACUUUUGUCAGCGAACUCCAAGGCUGGAACAGCAGGAACCUUAUUAAUGUAUUCGCUCCGUAUCUGUGCAUGAAGAGUUCAACUGGUUCAAAGGAAAUUAGUGGCACCAUUGUAUUUCUUGUGUAAUUUUACACGAAUAACUAGUACUUUAAUUGCAAGUUCUUGUGCUUUACAGGAGCUUAAUUGAAUUAUUUGAAAUCAUAAAAAAUAUUAAUGUAAUUUGACUCGUCAAUUGUUUCCUAGACUGAUUCUGUUGGUUUUUUUUCAAACUUUGGUGAAUCAAAUUAUUGUGUCAGAAAAUUUGCGUGAAGUUUAUUUGUUACAAUAUUCAAGUAUUUACUUUGUUAGUCAAUUGAUCGUCCAUUUUAUAGGACUUUUUAUUUAUACUCAUGAGUUUCUUUCCUCCUUUUUGUAUUACUUUUUUUUUCCUAUUUCAGACAGUGAUGAAUCCCCCUUUCUUUUUGCCCCACUGACUCCUAAUUUUUAGUGCGAGAUAUGCAUGAAAAUAUGAAUGUCCUAAAUUCUAGUUAUUAUUACUGGUCCCAUUAUUUUAGGACCUCCUAUCAAGCUAGAACCACAUUAUUACGUCAAUUGCUUAAGCAAAGAGUCAAAGACCCAUCUGCAAAACCAGCAUUUAAAACCUCUAGUUGCAAAGGAGAAAACAAUUUUUUGGUUGAACUCCAAUUGUAGGAUGUAUUUCCUGGCAGAGGACAAUUUCUUCAGCUGUAGAAAUUUUCAUCAUUCGAUACUUAAAAUUUUUAUUUCCCUACGUAUCAUUUUUUCUCACUCUCUAUCUCUCUCUAUAUAAAGCUUCAACAAGUGAUAUGUUAGUAAUCUUACUGCACAAUUUGUAUUUACUUUUCACGAUCGAAAACAGCCAUGGUUGCCGUGUAAAGUUCCUAUUAAAAAAUCAUUUCUGUACCCAAAAAAGUUCACGUUAAACUUCAAACGGUCAAAACUUUUGACUCUGUAUAUUUGUGAUUUACGCUAAGCCCUGUAAUUAAGUGCCCCACUAGUGACCUGCUACAAAUAAAACUAGAUGACAGUACUUA